AUGGACGACCUUCUUCCAUCCUACGAAAGCGUGAUGCGACGCGAUCCUUGGGUGCUCGUCGCUCCAUAUCUGCCCUCUCAAGAUCUGUGCUCUGCAGCUCUAGUUUGUCGGCAAUGGCACCAAACUUUCACACCGAACCUCUGGGGUAGUCCAGCCUCACAUUUUGGGGUCGAGAACGAUACUGUUUAUGUGGCACUCACACGGUUUAAGCGUACUUUGCCUUAUGCGCGAGCCUCCGUACGGGAGCUUACGCAUACUUUACGUUUUCCGCCAGCCCAUGCGGAGCUGUAUGAUGGGCCGCAUGCAGAAUGGCUCCGAGACUGCCUCGAGCACCUGCCUCGUCUACAGUGCUUGAUCGUAGAUAGCCUGCCAUUCUUCGAUCAUGCUUCUCUCUUGAGCCUGCGACACUCGAGUCUGCGAUGGAGGUCAGCUCGCCCCACUGCGUAUCCAGUGUUCGGCUUACGCCUACUCGACGCUUCCAGCUGCAUGAAUGCAACAUCAAUGGGUCUUGCUGAAGCCCUACCACAUUUUCCAGAUCUCGUCUCAUUGGAUCUAUCAAAAACUGCAGCUGCGAGAGACAAGGCAGUUCUAUCCACCCUAAAGUACCUCCGGAAUCUAAGAGUCCUGAACCUCCGUGGCACUGGAAUCAAGGAUGAAGAGUUUUCGAUAGUUGCGCACGCAAUUGGAAGUCGUGUUAGAAGUCUUGACAUAAGCAACAACUUCUUGACAGACACUAGCGUCCGACUCCUUCUCGAGUUAUGCUUGAAAGAGACUACUAUUGCAGCGCAUACCUCUCGUGCCCCACUGCCGCCGGUUCAGAAUGCAGUCCCUACCGACGAACCGGGGGCGUUCGAGUCAGAAAAUCUUGUGGGUCAUCUUCGCAAGAAACUCACUGAGGGUUUCGUCGGUAGCCUUGCAAUAGAAGAAACCAGCGAUGUCGGAGUAUCACAUUUAUUUCUCUCGAGCAACGCCGUAACUGUUGAAGGCAUAUCGGCUUUACUGCGGUCUGGGCGUUUGCAGGUCCUGGAUGUAGGCAUACUACCUGCUGUAGUGAGAAAUCCUACUGCCGUCUCGCCAGGAUCACCGGACGACGACUUAGAGCUGCCUAGCGUAUCAAAACUCGCUCCCGUUCUGAAUGAGUAUGCUUCGGGUAAUCUGAGAUAUCUGAGGAUCAACUACGAAUUGGUAACAGAAGAUGCGCCUCUCGAAGUGCCCAGAUCGCCACGCGCGGAACUCGACGGGGACCUUGGCAUAUAUAAGCCUACAGGUGCGCAUGAACUCGAAGCUGUCCAACUACCGAUAGCUGAGCUUGAUUCGCAAUCUGCGGCUGUUCUUGAGGCGCCUGGGGAUGCAUCAUACCCGGCUGAGCUUCCUGGCUCGCCAAUAGCAUCUCUGUCCUCAGCACCUAUCAAGUCAACUUCGGGCAACGCUGAUAAUGACAAGCAGAGCGCCACAAUCGUUCCUGAGAUAAGCGUUACUCUGCAGCCACUACAGAUCAAUCGAGGCCCUGCAUAUGCCCCAGAGCCCAUGCCUGUAGAUCCGCCGUUGACUCCACUUAGCCCCUUAAGGAUCAAUGAGAACUACCAGCCUGGCUCAGUUGAAGGUGUUCCCAACACACGAGGAACCUUUGCACCACCCACAACAACUUGUGAUAGUAACAUGCCGUCCCAGCUGACAGGCAAUACUGCGAUUAGGUCUCGGGCGAGCUCCUUCUACUACAUCGAAGACAGGAAAGCUCGUUUGGACUUUCGUCAAGCAUCUCAGCCUCGACUACAUCCUGGAGUGCUUCCAAAGCUUCACACUCUUGUUCUUACCGGCGUACCAACCAUGACAAUCGAGAAGAAGAUUAUUCAUCGAAUCAUACAAUACAUCCAAGACGCGGCUGAGGAAGCCUCAAUUGCUAGGAAGCGCGCUAGACAUACAUACGUACUUCCACCGGGCCGGAGACGUAUUGUUGCAGAAGAAGAGUAUGCACGCAACCAAUUCGCCCUUCGAAGAGUGGUGCUUGAGAUGGCGCCCCCGCAGCCAACGCCAAAGAAGAUCACCAGUAGUUGGCGGGCUUAUCCAACGAAAUCAUCUACAGAGGACAGAGAUUCAGAAGCAUUUUGGGACGCUGCAGCGCAUGACUUCUCCUUCUUCGAUGACGAAGAGUGCGGGCAACCCGGUCGUGAGCCAGAUCGCACCCUUCCUUUAGCAGCUAUGGAUGGGCUAGAACUUGCACCUAGCCAUCCUGCCGUACCGGCAGAGCCAAGCAAAAAUAUACUUGAAACGGGGCCGUUGCUUGAUGUGGCAGGAGAGAUAGGAAAGUUUCGCAGAGAAAGGAAAGCCGCUUAUAACAAUUUAAUGGCGAUGGGCGAGGCUGAACCGGAUGUGGAGGGAUACUGGCCUGGAGACAUUACGGUCCUGAGGAAGCCAGUAAACUCAGAAGCUGGCGAACUUGACUGCUAUGGCAACCGUUACGAAUCUGGUUGGUACUACCGUUGA
Molecule: messenger RNA, 2484 nt
Organism: Alternaria postmessia
Lineage: Eukaryota; Fungi; Ascomycota; Dothideomycetes; Pleosporales; Pleosporaceae
Exons: 2
Coding region: 1-2484 (827 amino acids)
Molecular function (GO): protein binding
Source: RefSeq, a predicted model, not a curated record